Diabrotica balteata is the source of this 1533-nucleotide messenger RNA. NCBI's taxonomy places the organism in Eukaryota, Metazoa, Arthropoda, Insecta, Coleoptera, Chrysomelidae. The record is from the annotation of a GenBank genome assembly.
AUGGGACCGUUAGUGGGAGCUAUAGACGAAGGCACUUCAAGUGCGAGAUUUCUUUUAUUUAAAGCUGGCACACCAGAAGUGGUAGCGUCCCACCAAAUAGAGCUAUCGCAAAUUUACCCACAAGAAGGAUGGGUAGAGCAAGAUCCUUUGGAGAUUCUCUCCGUUGUAGAAACAUGCAUAGAGAAAACGAUAGACAAGCUAAUCACGUUGGGUGGAAGUGUCGAUGAUAUCGUUUCUGUAGGGAUUACAAAUCAAAGGGAGUCGACUGUACUGUGGGACAGGCAGACGGGGCAACCUUUGUACAAUUCCAUUGUUUGGCUGGAUGUAAGGACUUCUUCUACAGUCGAUAGUUUGUUGAACAAAGUUCCAAAUAAAACGAGAAACAAGAAUUACUUAAAACCUCUUUGUGGUCUUCCUCUGUCUCCAUAUUUUAGUGCUGUGAAGAUUAAAUGGUUACAGGAGAAUAUUCCCAAAAUACGCAGUUCUAUGGCUGCAGGAAACUGCAUGUUCGGUACUAUCGAUUCGUGGUUGAUUUGGAACUUAACAGGAGGUGUUAAUGGAGGCGUUCACGUCACUGAUGUUACCAACGCAUCAAGAACCAUGUUGAUGAACAUCGAUACGCUUAAAUGGGACCCUGUCCUUAUAAACUUCUUUGACAUUCCUAGCAAUAUUCUGCCCUCUAUACGCUCCAGUUCGGAGGUUUACGGAAGUAUUACAAAGGGGUCGCUGAAGGGAGUCAAACUGGCUGGAUGUCUGGGAGAUCAACAGUCAGCACUGGUAGGACAACAGUGUCUUAUUAGAGGACAGGCUAAAGCUACCUAUGGUACUGGCUGUUUUCUUCUCUACAAUACCGGAAACUCGAAAGUAAGUAGCUCUCAUGGGUUAUUGACAACAAUCGCCUACAAAUUUGGCCCAGACAAACCUGCAGUUUAUGCUUUAGAAGGUUCCGUUGCCAUAGCUGGAGCCGCUAUGAACUGGUUGAGAGACAAUUUGACGGUACUCCCCAACUUUGGAGAAGCCCAAAAGAUCGCCGAGAAGGCUGCGGAUAUAGAAGGAGGAGAUGUUUACUUCGUGCCUGCGUUUAGUGGAUUGUACGCUCCAUAUUGGCAGCAGGAAGCUAGAGGUGUUAUAGUUGGAAUAUCUGAGGAUACAGAAUCGUCCCAUAUUGUAAAAGCCACCUUAGAGGCAGUUUGUUAUCAAACGAGAGAUAUUUUAGAAGCAAUGAACAGUGAUUAUGGUUCCCCUUUAUCAGUUUUACAGGUUGAUGGUGGUAUGACAGCCAAUCCCCUCUUGAUGCAGAUGCAGGCAGAUCUAGCAGGAAUAACAGUGUUAAAACCGACUAUGGCCGAAAGUACAGCUCUAGGAGCAGCGAUGGUAGCAGGAGCAGCUGUCGGAGUGUGGGAUUUGAACAAAGCACUGGACAUCCCCGCGAUAAAAUGGACGGCCAAGUGUACGGAGAAUGAACGAGACGUCAGGUAUGCCAAGUGGAAGAUGGCAGUUGAACGAGCUAUGGGAUGGGACAUGUCUGUAUAG